AUAAAGGUGCUCCUCAACAUUCAACAACGAGGAAACAUUAUAAAAAGAAUAGUGAAGCCAACUCUGUUUUUUACGCAAGUUCUUGUGAACUUCAUUUAAUCAAAUUUCAGGUCCGCCCUAGAGAGAGAAACAAGAUAGAUGGAGAGAGAACGUGUUGUAAAGCGAAGGAUCUGACACAGAAGUGGAAGAGCAGUGAGCUAUCAUGCUCCACAGCCUGCACUUCUACUUCUCUGUCUCCUUUUCUUCUCCAAGAUCUGUUUCUUAGAUUCGGAGAUUUUUCUGUUUGUUUCUUGUUAAAGUCCCCAAUAAAAGUCCAAAUUCCGAGUCUUUGACAGGAAUUAUUAGGACCCAUUUCCUCUUCCUGUCUUUAUAGCUGGUGAAGGGUUGGGAUAGUCAAUUUUUUUUUUGCUGUGAUUUUUUAACUUUUUAGGUUAGUGGAUUGUUGAAUUUUGAACUUUUUUUUAUGAUUUAAACAUUUGGAAAUUUGGUGAAGGGGUGAGGUUAAAGGGUUGUUUCUGUUGCAGAGUUUGUGUGAAAAAGUCCUGAUCUUUGCUGAUCGGUGAAGAUGAAGAUGAAAAGUGGAAGAAUGGAUACUUGAUUGUGGUAUAAAAGUUCUGCACGCGUGCUAUGGUUUGUGGUCAUUCAUAGACUGGAGUGUAAAUAUAUUUUAUGCAACCACAUUGAAGUGAAUAUUAACUUAAGUCUGCAAGUGUAUUAGAUAAAAUGUCAUUCCGAAGUAUAGUUCGUGACAUGAGGGAUGGGUUUGGGAGUUUGUCAAGGCGGAGUUUUGAGGUGAGGCUGCCAGGUCAUCUCAGAGGGAAAUCUCAUGGCUCAGCUUGUGAGUUGCAAGACCAGCCUGUGGUCAUCCAGAAUAGUCGUUGGGCUGGUCUUCCUCCUGAGUUACUACAGGAUGUGAUCAAGAGGUUGGAGGCUAGCGAGAGCACAUGGCCAUCUCGCAAGCAUGUUGUUGCUUGUGCUUCCGUGUGCAGGGCUUGGAGGGAAAUGUGUAAAGAAAUUGUUAGAAGUCCAGAGUUCAGUGGGAAGAUCACUUUCCCAGUUUCCCUAAAGCAGCCAGGGUCCAGGGAUGGAACUAUCCAGUGCUUCAUAAAGAGGGACAAAUCAAACUUAACUUACCAUCUUUUCCUUUGCCUUAGCCCUGCUUUGCUUGUUGAAAAUGGGAAAUUUCUUCUGUCUGCAAAACGCAAACGGAGAACUGCAUGCACGGAGUAUGUUAUCUCUAUGGAUGCAGAUAAUGUAUCAAGAUCAAGUAGCACAUAUAUUGGAAAACUGAGGUCAAAUUUUUUGGGUACAAAGUUCAUAAUUUAUGACACACAGCCUCCAUACAACAAUGCUCAGCUUGCACCACCUGGUCGAAGCCGCAGGUUCUACUCAAAGAAGGUUUCUCCAAAGGUCCCUACAGGCAGCUAUAACAUUGCUCAGGUUACAUAUGAGCUGAAUGUGCUUGGCACCAGGGGUCCACGGAGGAUGCACUGCACCAUGCACUCAAUCCCUGCGUUGUCCCUUGAGCCAGGUGGUUCUGUCCCAGGCCAGCCUGAGCUCCUCCCACGCUGCCUUGAAGACUCUUUUAGGAGCAUUUCCUUUUCUAAAUCAAUUGACAAUUCAACUGAGUUUAGCAGUUCACGUUUUUCUGACAUUGUUGGUCCUCGAGAAGAAGAUGAAGAGGGAAAGGAGAGACCACUUGUUCUCCGAAACAAGGCCCCAAGAUGGCACGAACAGUUGCAGUGUUGGUGCCUGAAUUUCCGUGGGAGAGUGACAGUUGCCUCAGUCAAGAAUUUCCAGCUUAUCGCUGCAACACAACCUGCUGCUGGUGCACCAACACCAUCACAGCCUGCUCAGUCUGAUCAUGACAAGAUCAUUCUUCAAUUUGGUAAGGUUGGCAAGGAUAUGUUCACCAUGGAUUACCGGUAUCCUUUGUCUGCAUUUCAGGCUUUUGCAAUCUGCUUGAGCAGCUUUGACACUAAAUUGGCUUGUGAAUAAAAAAAGAAAAUGGUAUCAACUAUAGAACAUUUAAUUGGUAAGGUAUCUCUUUUAGGGCUUUCUAGGAUGGUGGUUGUAGUUGUUGUAUGCAGUCACUGUACACAAGUCCUAGUCGACUGGAAAGUGCAGAACGUCUGCUCUCAUUGGAGGGGUCUUUCCUUUGUCACCCUUCUCUUUGUUUCAGUUGGAUUGGUCUGCUUUGAAUGAUUCCAUCAUGUUUCUGUCUGCUAUUGUUAAACUCUGUUGUAAUAUGACAAAAAAAAUAUGUUUGAACAUGUCUAAUCAUCAAAGGAAUUCGACUA
This is a messenger RNA of Populus trichocarpa (black cottonwood), 2300 nucleotides long. Its product is annotated as tubby-like F-box protein 8. Lineage: Eukaryota; Viridiplantae; Streptophyta; Magnoliopsida; Malpighiales; Salicaceae. Gene Ontology annotation, molecular function: protein binding. The coding region runs from base 724 to 1998 and encodes 424 amino acids. The record is from RefSeq and is a predicted model, not a curated record. The transcript has 5 exons.